This is a messenger RNA of Aricia agestis (brown argus), 10100 nucleotides long. It is a transcript of the gene e(y)3, whose product is annotated as microtubule-associated protein futsch. Bases 310 to 8034 code for a protein of 2574 amino acids. The record is from RefSeq and is a predicted model, not a curated record. NCBI's taxonomy places the organism in Eukaryota, Metazoa, Arthropoda, Insecta, Lepidoptera, Lycaenidae. The transcript has 15 exons.
UGUCGAAAGCCAUAUUUAUUACUCUUUUUAUUCAAACCAAGAGCUCAACUGGAGCGAUCUAUGGGCAUCUUGCAGUUUACCAACACGACAAUGGCCGAAAUGUCCGUACAUGAUAUUUUUUAUUGGCUCGUACAUCUCUACCUGCCAUGUCUUUGGUUUUAAAAAUGGCGUAUACAAGCUUUUUGUUUGCCGGUUUACGCUGCUGAAUGAAUACUUUUCAAGAUCUUGUGUGUAUUCGGAGGACACGUAAACGACGUGAAUAUGAAAAUAGAGUACAAUGUAUAUGACAGCGUCGCAAAAUAAUAGAUAAUGGAGACUUCAGAAGAGGAUGCGGGCGCCUCGGCAAACGCUUCCCGCCGCGUAUCGGCGCGGGAAAAGGACGUCGGACGGAUUGAGGACGUCGAUGCAACCAAUAUCGCUCACCAGGAGCCAUCUGAGCCUCGAGCAUCUAACGAAACUAACGCCAUGUCGGAGGAUAAUUUCGAUGGCGAUAGCGUUCCUUCGCCCUCAACGCAAGACGUCAACACCAGCACGGAGGCGAUCUUGGAUAUGAUCGACGAAAUUGUCGACGGUCCGGGAGCGCCUAAGAGGUUGAGCGAGUCGCCAGAACAGAGGAGCGAUGCCAAGACCGACCCCAAAAAUCCACCUGUCACCGACGUACCGACCGAAAGUGAUGAACCAAUUUGUUCCACAAGUGUCUCCGUCUUGUCGAGUGAAACGAACGCAAGUGAACCCCAGAGUGAAAUAACGGAAAACGUUAGUAAUUCACAAGCUACAUCAUCUGAGCUCGAAACAAGUGUAUCAACGGAGACAACUGACAACACUGAACCUGUGCAAUCGUGUUCAAAAGAAAUUUCUGUUAGUUCUGUAACAGAUUCCCCGUCUAGUAGUGAAGUUACGAGUGAAAAAGACUGUGGACCUAGUGAAAGGACAGUACAGAGUGCGGCAUUAUGUGAUAAAAAUGACAAAAUAAAUAUAGAAAGUGCUGUAUCAACCUCUAGUGACAAUAAUCAUGACUCCAGAGACUCUAGUGUUAGUGUUUCGACACGGUCGCCUUUGAGGCGCAGACUCGUCCGUCCUGUGCCCAGCCGACCAGACUCAACUGUGACCUCGUCCUCAUCGGUAGACUCAAGUGUAAAUAGUGAAGUGACGCAGAGUGAGUGUGCCGUCAAGGAUGUGUCCAGUUCUUCUGAUGUUGUGACCACUUUAAAUGAAAGUAAGCCCGAAGAGAUUAGAAAUAUUAGUGAAGUAAGUCCCUGCAGAGCAGAAACUUCAAUGGGUUCGCCCAAAAAAAUUAGGCUUAUUAGACAGAAACUACCCCAAACAAAUGUUGAUAAUGUAGAUGUUAAGAAAGAAAGAAAUAUUGAUGAAUGCCAUUUGCUUUCUACAAAUUCUCAGUGUCAAGGCUCACAAGCUACUAAACCACAGAGCAGCUCUUUGCCAGAAGAAACUGUUCACUCGAAUGUUGAAUUACCCUCAAAAGACUUAAGUGUCGAGGCAAUAAAUAUAAAACAAGAUACAUUAGAGGUCAAAGCUCAAGAAAAUACUCAGGAAAGUAUAGAAGGCUGUAAAGAAAGUCACAAUGAGGCCUCUUCUAUAGAAAAAACUGCGGAUGAGCCUAAGAAGGUGCCGCCCAUUAAAUUAAAUUUACCUGUAAAAGAAUCACCACCAAACACCAGCAAUUUGACUAGUGGAAAUGAAAUAAGUACACCUUGCAAUGACUCAGACAAUCAGAAACAAGUUCCCAAAUUAACUAUAAAAAUUGGUUCAAAACCAUCUGAAGAAAUGAAAUCGCCAAUACCUAAAUUAACUAUAAAAACUUUGAGGCCACCAGAAUCCGAAUGUAAAAAUGACAGUAUUAUUGAGCAAAUCUCUGUUGAAAAGUCCCAAGAAAUAAAGUCACCAAUACCUAAAUUGACCAUAAAAACUUUGAGGACGUCUGAAUCAGAAUCCAAAAAUGAAAAUGUUACUGAACAAAUAAUAGUUGAGAAGUCAGAAGAAAUGAAAUCACCUAUACCUAAAUUGACUAUAAAAACCCUGAGACUGCCAGAAACUGAAUGUAAAAAUGAAAGUUUCAAUGAACAAAAGUCUGUUGAAAAGUCAGACGAAACAAAAUCACCAAUACCUAAACUUACCAUCAAAACGCUAAGGCCUCCCGAAUCUGAAUGUAAAAUUGAAAAUGUUAGUAUAGAAAUUCCUUCAAUUGAAAAAUCAGAAGAAAAGAAAUCACCAAUACCUAAGCUAACAAUAAAAACCCUGAGGCAGCCUGAGUUGGUACAUAAAAAUGAAAAUGUCAGUGAAGAAACAUCAUCAAUAGAAAAAUCUGAGGAACAAAAAUCACCAAUCCCUAAAUUAACAAUAAAGACAUUAAGGUCGACAGAAUCUGAAGGUAAAAAUGAAAUGGUUAGUGAGGUAAUGUCAACUGAUAAAAAAUCUGAAGAAAUGAAAUCACCAAUACCCAAACUGACAAUAAAAACUAUGAGGCCACCAGAAUCAGAUAGUAAAACUGAAAAUGUCAGUGAACUAUGUUCUAUUGCAAAAUCUGAAGAAAUGAAAUCACCGAUACCCAAGUUAACAAUAAAAACCAUGAGGCCACCUGAAACAGACACCAAAAGUCAAAUUAAGCUACCAGAAAAAAUAAAUGAACUACAUAGAAAAUCAAGUAGCAGUGAAAUAUCAGAAUCUGAAUGUUCUGAGAAUGAUGAGAGUUCAAAUACAUCAGACCAGGCAUCAACGUCUGACCAUGGUCCUUCUGACGUUGUACCAAAAGUAACCAUUAAACUUGGAAAACCAGGCACUGUUGCAGAAGGACAAUUCUAUACUGAAAAAAAUAGUUCAAAAUCAACAGUAAAAACAAUACAAAGCUCAGAAUGUGAAGCUCCCCUAUCUCCAUCCAAAAUGCAAGUUUUUAUAAGUCAACCUGAUGAAAUGCAGUCAGAUAAAAUUCCAAAAUUAACUAUUAAAACUGUUACUAGUAGUAAGUUUGCAAGCCAACCACUGAGUCCAAAACUGACUAUAAAACCAAUAAGACCGCCUGACACUCAUCAAGAUAAUGUGAACAGUCAAGAUACUGAGACAAAUGCCUUAACCGAGGAUUCAAAAGAUAAUCUUCAUGUGCCUAAAAUAACGAUUAAAGCUAUACCUAAACCUGAUAGUGAUUUAAAUAGUAAAUCUAAGAAAUCACACCAUAUUGUACCUUUAGUUAAGCCGACUGACAGUAUAGAUAUAGAAGAAAAUGAUGAUAAUAAAGUUCCUGUAGUUUCCAAAUCAAAUAUUAAAUCAAUUGUAAAGCCUAAUGAUAGUGUUAUAGAAAGUAGCAAAGAUGAUAUACCUAAAAUCCCUAAAUUAAAUAUCAAACUUGUGAAAAACCCGGCUUUAAAUUCUUGUCAAGAAACAGUAUGUGAUGAUUUAAAAGUCGAGAAACAGGAAUCAAACAUUCCUGUUGUUAAGAAAAUCAACAUCAAGCCAAUUAUUAAGCCAUCAGAUGCAGAUACAACAAUGCAAACAAAGAAAGAAUCCCCCGAGAUAGCUGAUUCAAGAAAUGAAAAUGCUGAUAACAUUGUAGAAAGCACAAGAGCAGACAUAGACAAUACAGAGGAAAAUGUUCCUGUUGUAAGCAAAUUAAGACUCAAAUUGAAUAUUAAACCAGAGGAAACGAGUGGGCCCUCUUCACCAAAAAGUCCAAAUAUCACGAAAUUGAAUAUAAAACCCAUAAUUAAACCAGAUGAACUAAAAGAAAAAAAUGAUGAGCUAAGUGAAAGCCACGUUAAAAAUCCUCCCCUACUGUUAAAAAUUAACAUGAAAAUGGCCGAAUCACAUGUCGGUGAUCAGCUCAAUUUAAAUAAAAAUGACUAUGGUCACUGUAAUAAUAUUGACAAAGAUACUUCAACAAAAUUAAAACCUAUAUUUAAACAAAACACAGACUUCAAUCUGGAAAAUGUAAAUAAAGAAAUAGUACAUGAAAAAGAAUCGCCCAAAGUAAACUGUCACAGUCCUAAGGACUCAAUAUCAAAGGCGAACAAAUUAAGAAGCGAAAGUGAUACUGAAAACCCCGUUAGCAUAUCUGCUAUAGUGGAAGUAAAACAAAACUGUGAUUCUAAAUCUGACAUUAAUCCUCAUGUAGACCAGAGUGAAAAGGAUAAUAUUCAAGAAGACAUAAAGGCUACACAAAAUAAACAAGAUAAUGCAAGUUCUCUGGCAGUUAAUAGUGGAGUAUUGCCACAUACUAAGACAGUUCUACAGGAUUGCAGUGAAGAACCUGCUCAUGUAAUAAAUACAAGUAACACCAAUGAUCUUUUCUCAGAAUCUAUAGCAAAAUCAAAAGUUAAACAUUUAUCAAGUAAGCAAAAUUGCACAUUACUCAAAAAGCUACUUGAAAGUAAUACAGAUAGUACAAGUGAGGAUAAAAAUAUAACAAGAAUUUCUACUGAUAAGAAUCAAGAGGAAAAAAUGACACCAAAACAUUUCAAUUCAGUAGAUGAAAAGCUUAAUAUAAAACACCAAAGCAAUGUACAACUGAAUCAUGAUGACCUCGCUAAUGACAAAAAAGAUUUAGCUUGCAAUAGCUUAACUUUGAAGUCAAGUAUGCCUCCGGACAAAAAUAAGAGAGUCAAUGAGAAUUUGACAAAGCCAUUAGAGAUAAGUGUAUCUGAAAAACUUCUUCACAGUCCUGACCAAGACUCACCACGGAUAAUACUAAAAAUUAAUAAAGUUGACCUAACAUCUAAAACAUCCAAUGAUGAAACAAAUGUCCAUAACGCUUCGGAAAGUCCAGGAGAAAACAUGAAUGAAAAACAAGGUAAGAAUCUCACAAACAGAAGGAAGAAAGUUCAUGUAGAUACACCAAUGCCAGAUGGGAAAAGGCUAAGAAGUUCCCGAGUUGUAAACAGUGUUGAAAAGGGGCAAAUUUCAAAACAGAUUCUCAAUAAGAGGCCCUCAACUGACAAAAGUCCUCCUCAAAAGGAUUUAAAACUAUUAGACACCAAAAGAAUGAAGCUUGGUCAUUUGAUAUCAACUAAAACAAUAGCACCAAUCACUUCAAAGGACUCAUCUUUGUCGCCACCUACUAAAAUCGUUGAAGAAAAACAGGAUGUAAAAAUUUUAAACCACACAUUACUAAAUAACGAGAACUGUGCUAAAAAUGGAAGUUCGAAGUUGCAUAAUAUUUUGACAAAUUUACAAAAUAAACAGUUGCAUAAUUUGCCAUUUAAUGAUCUUACACAUAGAGAGAAUAAUGAAAGUCCUGAUUUGAAAUCUAGUACAUCAACUGGUAGCAUAGAGAUAGAGAUUGAAAGAACAUCUCCGAUAAGGCCAAAAAUUCAUGAGAUGAUUUUUCAAGAAAGUUCCGAAUCGCGUGAUUUUAAUAUUGCUGCUGAAGAAAUGUUAAAAGAUCCUUUGGCAGUGGACACAAACAUAAAGGAUACUCCUUCCUUUUUACUCGACAAUUCAGACAUUCCCAAGACUGUAGAUAUGACGCCGCAACCAAAGAAAAGAGGGAGGCCUAGAAAAAUUCCCCUUUCAGAAGGUGCCAAAACUGUUCAACUGCCGGUAAUGGCAUUAGAAGAAAGACCCCAAAGAUCAUUGCGAUUAUCAAGGGAGCGCCCUCCUUUAGUGGUGAAACCCCGAGGCAGGGGGAGAGGUAGAGGCAGAAGACUGACCACUGAACCCAAAGACCCUGAGUGCAGCGAGGACAAAAAGUUCCAGCCCGUUCAACUGGUUGAGCCGAAACAGGAGGAGGAAAUCGAUCCAACGAGCUCCCGGAUCAAACUGCCGCGCAUGACCGAAGCGCUCGACAAAAUGCCAUGCUCAACUCCAUUAUCGAGUAGAAGAAGAAAUUCUUCUUCGUCCGACCUGUUGGAGGAAUCGCAAGACUUCAAAGGCGAUAUGGAGACAGACACGAGUCUGCCGAAGAUGGAGAAUCCGUUUCUUAAGUCUCCGGAGAUGUUCGGCAGUGGCCGGAGCUUGCGCGGGCGCGGGAGCCGCGGGGGGCGUGGCCGACCCGCCAAGACGCCGCGCGGCCGCGGUAGAGGGCGGGGUGGCGGCAGAGGUGCUAUGUAUAUGAAGGAAACAAUGGGUAUAUACGGGCGGGUGUGUGGGCCCGCCACUACCACCGUGCAGUUGUUUGAAGAGGAGACUUGCAUGAUGGACGAUAAUGCUACACCUUCAAAACCUGCACACCUCCUCGAUGAAGAUUCACAGAGUUCUGUCAAAAGCUCCACCAACGAGAGCAGCAAAAUGAAGAAAUCCAAGUUUGCGGAUCUGUUUGACAGCAACAAAAUAUGGACUGCUGAUGAUGUAAAGGAGUACACAUGGCCGCUGGAGGACUCUGGAAAUGGGGAACAUCAGGUUAUGAUGAUACAAGAACAAGUGGCCAUGUUUCUUGGCAUAAAGAGCUUUAAAAGAAGAUAUCCAGAAUUGAAAAGAAGAACUAUCACAGGGGACGAGAGGAACUAUGUCCUACAGAAAGGACUGGUGACUGAAGCCCUAUGUGAUUUAGGUAUAACGGCAGUUGAUGCCAGUGAAGUAUUAGACAUAAUGUUAUCGGACUACCCACACAAGUAUGAGGAGUAUCGCUCCCAUCAGAGAAUCAAGCAGCUAAACGAACCGGAACCUGAAGAGAUAAAGGUCGAGGUUAAAGUUGAAAGAGUUGAGAUAAAACCAGAUGCGAAGCCAACCGAAAGCAAACCUGAGCCACCAAAGGUCGAUCCGGAGAAAUUGAGACUGGAAAUGGCGGCAGCGGCAGUCGCGUCCGCUUCAGAAUGGAACACGCGCAUGAACACGCUACGGCGCGGUGCGUGCGCGGACCUACAGUCGCUGACGGUGCUGCGGCGGCGCGCCCCGCCCCCCGCGCCCGUAGUGCGUGUGCGCCCGCCGGCCGGCUUCUACCCGCACGCUCUGUUGCCCGGCCAAUACCAGCACACGUACCGCCGAUACACGCCGCAGGAGCUCAGAUAUUUCCCGCUGAAUACUGUGACGGCGGCGCCGCCCCCGCCCCCCUCGCCCGUGGAGUCGAGCUCGGAGUCCGAACAGGAGUGGGGCUCGCAGUAUACCAGUAGUGACGACUCGGACACCGACACACAUAGGAACGCCAAGCGGAAAAAGUUGACAAAGACGAAACGCAUCAGCCAGGACGUUAAGGAGGAGGAGGUGGACUUGUGCCGCAAGUGCGGGCUGCGCCUCGAGGCCAACCGCAAGUACACGCACGAGCGGUUCCUAGUGUGCGCCACAUGCAACUGUAAACUGCACCCGGGCUGCGUGGACCUCCAGCCGGACACUAUCCGCAAGGCGCGCGAGUACGCGUGGCAGUGCGCGGAGUGUAAGACGUGCGGCGGGUGCGCGCGCCCCGCGGGCGAUAUACGCUGCGACCUGUGCGACCGCGCGUACCAUACGACGUGCCUGGGCCUGCAGACCCCGCCCAGUGGGCGGUGGCACUGCGUAGACUGUUCGGUUUGUAAAUCGUGCGGUGCGCGUUCGCCGGCUGGUCUAGGUGCGGACGACGCUGGCAUGAGCACACCCGGUGCUGGCACGAGCACACCCGGUGCUGGCACGAGCACGCCCGGCGCCGGCACGAGCACGCCCGGCGCUGGCACGACUACGCCCAUCGCUGGCACGAGCACAUCUGGCAACGAUGAGCCGCGCUGGCACCACCAAACCCGACGGGGCCCCGGCGGACACAAAGUGUACUCGCACUCGCUCUGUACGCCGUGCGCAAGGGCGUAUCGCAUCGGUCGCUACUGCCCCCUGUGCGACCGCUCCUUCAUCGGCCCGAAGGGGACAAUGCAACUCGUCAUUUGUAAACUCUGCGAUAGGCAACUACAUCAAGAAUGCGUUAGGCAGACGGUGUCGCAACUCAAGGUGUUGGACUACACUUGCGGCGAGUGCCGGCGCGGCGGGAUAACGUCGCGCGCCGCGGCCGUGCGUCUCGCGCCGCGCACCAUCGCGACUCUGUUCAUGGCGAAACGACGCUUCAACAAGUACGCGCACCGUCAGUACCUCCAGAGCCGGCAGCAGGCGGACGCGCAAGACGACGAUUGAUAGAAAAAUGUGUCGUGUCAGAACCCAGUGCAAGUGUAAUAGUGAAGCGCGGUCACAGCCACAAGUUGAGGGGGGGAACCUCACGAAUAUUAAAAAGCACAACGCCUGACUUACUUUAUGGUAAUGUGACCUUGGAGCGCGCAUGUGAAGUGUGACGCGGAAUGCUGCUGACUCUGUUAGGUACUGUUGCCGCAGUGUUAGACCCCAGUGCAGUGUUAGUGAGUGUUGCGAGUCCCGCCAGGGUUCCCCGUGUAUUAUAGUUGUUACGAGACUUUCGCUUCGAUUAAGGUAAACUGUUACAUAAAUCUGAUUAAUAUAACGAGUAGCUGUAAGGGUAUGUACGAGGGUAUACUAGAGUAUGCGUGGUGCGGUAGAAGCGAUGAGAACUGUGUGACGGACGCGCGGUCGGUAGGAGCGCCGAGUUAUAUAGCCGUAGUGAUCGAUUCGCUAACAGAACUGUACAGUAAUUUAAUACUAACUUCACUAUAUGGGUAGCUGGGCAAUCAUACUAUUUUUAAUAUUAAUCUUUUUUUAAAUUAACUGCGAGACAGAUCAUGUAUGCGACUCUAUGAUUAUUUAUGUUAAACGAUUAUAGAAUAAAAGAGAUUGAAUAUUAUGCUGUUGUUUUGUUGAGAGGAGUUUUUCAAUUUUUACUGAUCCGUAUUGUUAAUAAUUUGUGUGUGAAUCGUUUAGAGGGAAGUGUCUCAUUUGAGUAUACAUUGUUUCUUUACAAAUUAUUUCUUAAAUCUUAUAAAUAAAAUGUAUAUUAUAAAACCUGCCUUUUACUGCAUUUUUCGUUUUGAAGAAUCCGGUUAUCACUUUUUAUCAAAAGAAUCUAUAAAUGGAAGACAUAGCGCAUUUUGUUCUUUUUUUGAUAGACUUUAUUCAUAAGAAGUAUUGUUUUUAUAAGGUAUUUAUUUUAGUUAUAUGAUUAUAUGGAUACAACUGUAUACAAUGAUAUACCCGAUUAAAAACUUAAUACAAAAAAUGUAAUGUACUUUAAACUCAGUUAUCUUAAAUGAUUUUAUUUAACCACAAUAUAAAAAUCGUUAUCCCUAAUAAUUAUUACUUUAAGGAUGUUAGAUUUUAGUUUAAUUUUAUAUUUGAGUAAAAUCAAGCAACUCCUUCGAGUGACAAUUUGGUUAAACUUACUUAAGGCAGAGUGCUAGUUUGUAAUUUUGAGGUAUGGGGUAGCCAUAUAAAGUUAUUCUUUUCUUAUUAUCAUUAUUAGCUAGCACUAUGUUUUAUAUUUCAUAGUACAAAACAUAGACUUCUAUAACUUAUUUAUUUACUUAUCACCACAGAAAUAAAAACGCCUAUUUCACACAAAUUAUUUUAAUCAGAGUAUUUUUAUUUUAUAAUAAAAAUUAUUUAUGCACACGAAUUAGAAUUUAUUUCUGGGGUGAUUAAAACACUAACAGUUGGCAAUGGUCGUAAAUAUACGUACUGGUUAAGUGUUUACUAACUCGGGCCGUCUAAGAAAAGUGAGCGUGAAUUCAUGGAGACAGCUAAUCGUAACAUUAUCGAAUUUUAAAUAUAUGGAAACUGUCAAUAUUUUCCCACAAAUAAUUUUCGAUAACUUUACGAUAAUGUCUACAGGAACUCAUGCUCUCCCUGUAUACGUUUUGGCCCCAGCCCCGCGCAAUUUUCUGUACUUAUUCCCCGCGCAUGUCUUCUCACACCUCGUGUGCAAUUGUCCCCAAUAUAUUGUGUAUUAUAACUUGUAUUAGAGUAUAUCAGUAACAUCAAUAAGUAUAAUGUAGUUUAGUUUAUAAUUAUGCUUUCUUUAUUAUUAUUAAUCAUAAUUUACGUAGUGACAUUACAUUGUAAGAUUCAAAAAUGUCCGUUAUGAUUUCAUGAUAUCGAGUAUCUUUUUUAUGAUGUACGGUUCGGUGUACUUGAGACGCAACAAAUUGGUAUUGCUUUAUUGACACAGGUGAAAUAUUAAGACUUACUUAUAAGAGAAAUAAUUAUAACUUUAUGUCUACUUAAUGCAAGUGUAAACGUUCUAGAAAUCUCGCACUGUUCGGUCAAUUUUGUAAAAAAAUAAAGUAAAAUUAAUUUGA